This is a messenger RNA of Gopherus flavomarginatus (Mexican gopher tortoise), 1810 nucleotides long. RefSeq lists its product as uncharacterized. Lineage: Eukaryota; Metazoa; Chordata; Testudines; Testudinidae. The record is from RefSeq and is a predicted model, not a curated record. The transcript has 3 exons. Bases 675 to 1415 code for a protein of 246 amino acids.
ACCCCCUCAGAUCGCCACUUGGGAGAGUCACCGGUGGACAAGGCAAAUGGAAAAGAUGGCGCUCAGGAGCUCGACGAUGCCUUUCUAGAGGCCUUUAAGAACUUGCGCGUCAGCUGUUUUUACUGCUAUCCAAGAGACAGAUCUGAAACCGAAAAUCACAAAAUGGAAGAAUGAAACAGCUCAGACUCCCUUAUGGUAGCAGUUAUGGCGUCCAUUUUACAGGCGGCUGUAAAAGAUCAUGUUAAACCAGGCAAUUAAUAAAAUAAAAGGCGAUCACGUGAGACUAUCUAAAACCAAAGGCGCUUUUGAAAAAGGUUAUGAACAGACGUUUACCGAUGAGAUAUUCAUAGUGGAUGAAGCCUUAACCAGGGGCCGAAGACCUGUAUACCGAUUAAAAGAUUACGAAGGUGAGGCAGUUACUGGAUCUUUUUACCCUGAAGAGUUACAAAAAGUAAACCCCAAACGAGACAGGAUUUACAGGAUUGAAAAAAUUCUAGCGGAGAAAGGAAAAGGGAGAAAAAAACACUUACUGGUAAAAUGGUUGGGUUGGCCUGAUAAGUUUAACAGCUGGGUGGAAGCUUCUCAACUCUGUGACAUUUAGACACAAAACAAAGAGAAAAAAAAAAACAAAAAACCAAUUCCUCCUGCAAAGACAGAUAGAAGAAAAAAUAAUAAUGAGCGACGGCGGGUUUUACAUCACUUUGCCCAGCAAUGCCAGCUCUGCAGUUUUUCCCCAAAACACCAUCUCGAACUUUACAAUACGGCUAAUUAAGCCCUUGGAUCUCCCGGGUGCCUGGGAGGUGGGGUUAGUGGAAAUACAAUACCCGCACAGCUGGAACACUAUCAAUGAAGACACCCCUUUUGAAAUUACCUUUGAAGAUAUGAAGUGGAAUUUCAUCCUACGACGAGGUUAUUACUCGACCAUACCUGAAUUACUGGAGCAUAUGAACAGCACCAUGGCUCGUCACCAAGGACCGCCUGAGAUGGUCAUGAACUACGACCCUGUAGGUAGAAAAGUGAGACUUAAAUCUACCAAUUUUAACUACGGGUUUUCUACUGGCGGGGAACUAGCUAACAUUUUGGGUUUGGGCCCAAAACGCAACGUCCAAAAAUUUCCCUUCUCAGCAGACAUUACAGGGGGUUUUAACUCCUUGUAUCUGUACACGGAUAUUGUAGAACACCAGUUUGUGGGGGACUUUUCUGUUCCCCUGUUACGCUGCGUCCCUGUCCAAGGAAGGAACAAUGAGUUUGUUACCAUCACCUAUGAUAAACCUCAUUACGUUCCUGUUAGUAAACACCACAUCGACACCAUUACCAUUGAAAUAAAGACAGAUCAGAACAGACAUGUCUCAUUUCGCUUCGGCAAGGUGAUCAUCAAGCUGCAUUUGCGACCGCGGAGAGAGCGAGGUUUCUAAAAAGCAAAAAAAAAAAACACACUAUUAUGGCGAUCCUAAAAAAUUAUGGCGACCCCACCAUCUACAGGAACUAUUACAAAGCCCAGGCUGGAUACGCCCUUCCUGGAUAUCAUGGGGCCCCCGUGAUGUACGGGGCUGGUGUGGGUGGAAUAUUUCGUAGCCUCUUUCGAAAAGCUGUACCGCUUUUGAGGAGGGGGCUAGAGAUUAUUAAGCCCCACGUAAAAACCGCCGCUCAAAACAUAGCUAAAGAUGUGGUAGGUCAUGUCUCCCGUGCUGUUCUGGAGAAGGUGGGGAAUACAGCUUCACAGGAAGGAUCGGGGCUGAUGUACAUUAAAAGGAGGAAGAAAAGAAAGAGAAAUACGUCAUACCCGCGACGCACAGGUCCCCCAAAACCU